Messenger RNA from Cetraspora pellucida, 2868 nucleotides. Lineage: Eukaryota; Fungi; Glomeromycota; Glomeromycetes; Diversisporales; Gigasporaceae. The record is from the annotation of a GenBank genome assembly.
AUGUAUUAUCAAAAACUUGAUUAUCCUUGUACCCCCAAAACAUGGAAUAUUUCGGAUGAUUUGGGUCAAAUAGAAUACAUAUUUUCUGAUAAAACUGGUACCCUUACACAAAAUGUCAUGGAAUUUCGUAAAUGUACCAUUAAUGGUGUACCUUAUGGAAAAGGCGAGACGGAUACCACCCGUAGUGCUAAAUUGCAAGAACAAGUUGAUAAUGAGAAUUCUUCGAAUGCGGUUGAUCUUGUGGCAGAAAAGCAAUUAAUGUUGAAAGAAAUGUCCAUGCUAUUUGAUAACCCUUAUAUGUCAUCAAAUCUUACUUUUAUUGACUCUAAUCUGUUUUGUGAUCUCAGAGCAGAUGAUAAACAAUCUAAAGCCAUACAGGACUUUUUUUCUGCUCUUGCUCUUUGUCAUACGGUCCUUGUUGAACAUCCCGAUGAAAAUAAUCCUUACAAUAUUGAAUACAAAGCACAGUCACCUGACGAAGCCGCGUUGGUUGGUUGCGCUCGAGAUGUGGGCUUUGUAUUCAUUGAACGCCAUCAAGAUACUCUAACGAUAGAGUUACUUGGUGAACGCAAGGAAUUUACAUUAUUAAAUGUACUUGAAUUCAAUAGUACAAGAAAACGAAUGUCUGUUAUUUUGAGGUCACCCGAAGGUAGUGUGAUCCUUUUAUGUAAAGGUGCUGAUAGUGUAAUAUAUGAAAGAUUAGAAGAAGGUAAUCAAGAUCAAUUGAAAGAAGAUACAACGGUGGAUUUACAAAAUUUUGCUAAUGAAGGCCUUCGAACACUUUGCGUAGCAUAUCGUGUAAUACCUGAUGAAGAAUACAAUGUUUGGGCUCGGAAUUAUGCUGAAGCCUCUUCAAGCAUUAAUGAUCGUGAAGAAAAGAUCGAGCAAGCUUGCGAAUUAAUAGAACAUUCUUUGGUAUUAAUGGGUGGAACAGCUAUCGAAGAUCGCCUUCAAGAAGGUGUACCAGAAUGUAUAGCCACUUUAUCAACUGCUGGUAUUAAAAUUUGGGUGCUUACGGGCGACAAAACAGAAACUGCUAUCAAUAUUGGUUUCUCAUGCAAUCUAUUGCAGAAGGAUAUGCUUUUGAUCAUUAUUAGUGCAUCAGAUAAAGAAAGUACUCGUAAUCAAUUAAAGGAAGCUAUUGAUAAGUUCUUUGGACCUAACGUUGAAGCUUGCAACAAAAGUAAUAAACAUGCUCUAAUAAUUGAUGGUGAAACUCUUAAAUACGCUUUGGACCAAUCUCUAAAACAUUUGCUAUUGGAUAUCGGAAAAAGAUGUAAUAGUGUUGUAUGCUGUCGUGUUAGUCCAUUACAAAAAGCAAAGGUUGUAGCUUUAGUAAAGGAAGGAUUGAACGUAAUGACUUUAUCUAUUGGUGAUGGUGCAAACGAUGUGAGUAUGAUCCAAGAAGCAAAUGUCGGUAUUGGGAUUGCGGGUGAAGAAGGUCGUCAAGCUGUAAUGGCAGCAGAUUAUGCUUUUGCCCAAUUUCGAUUCUUAGAUAAACUUUUACUAGUUCAUGGUCGUUGGUCUUAUAUCCGAAUCGCUGAAAUGAUAUCUUGCUUCUUCUAUAAAAAUAUCGUUUGGACAAUCGCAAUGUUUUGGUAUCAAAUUUGGGCAGGAUUUACUGCACAAUAUUUAUAUGAUUAUACAUAUAUUUUACUCUAUAAUCUUGCUUUCACGGCUUUUCCUGUUAUGUAUCUUGGUGCCUUUGAUCAAGAUGUUGAUGCUAAAACUUCGCUAAAAAAUCCUCCAUUAUAUAAGCGAGGUAUAUUACAACGAGAUUUUACAAAGUCAAAAUUUUGGCUUUAUGUUUUAGAUUCCGUUUAUCAGUCAGCCAUUUGUUUCUUUGUUCCUUUCGGUCUAUUUCAACAUGGAACAUCUCAUGCUAAUGGAUUGCAAAACAAUGGCUUAAGUGAUCUCGGAACAUUAGUAGCUGGAUCUGUCGUAGUCACCACGAAUUUGUAUGUGGGUUUGAACACUAUGAAUUGGUCAUGGUUAUGUUUUGUAGUGAUUAGUCUUAGUAUCCUUUCAUUUUAUGCAUGGGUAGAAUUGUAUUCUCUUUGGUAUAUUGGAUUCUUUAGAAUGGACCUUAUAUUAUAUACUGAAAUUGAUUUCUGGUUAACGGUUGGGUUAUGUGUCAUACUUAGUAUUUUACCCCGAUAUGCAGUAAAGUAUAUUCAUAAGACAUAUUGGCCGAGCGAUAUGGACAUUGUCCGCGAACAAGUUCAUAACACCAAGAAAAUAAAGAACCGAGAAUGUGAAGAAAAUGAUGAUAAUAUAUUCGGUAACACAGGCGUAUUUUUAAAUGAUGAAAAUGAUUAUGAUAGUGUCACGGUAGUUGACGUACAUAGCGAUAUGGACGAGGAUAUACAUAAUGACAAUUCUUCUACAAACGUUCCUCUAGUAACAUUAGAUACGCCAACAAAACCACGUUCUAUGUCAAAAUUACCAAAAUUACCAAAGAUCUCCUCAUUAAAAAAAACUCGCAAGGAUUCCAUACGAUCAACGGAACAGCUUUGCCAUAUGAACUCAGGAAAACGUCAAUCAUUCACAGGGUUUGCUUUUUCUGGUGAAGAAAGCGCUUUUGAAGGAUUUCGGCGAUCAGUAUAUCAACCAAAACAAAAGCGCACCACAGGUCUACGCUCUAAUACUUUUACAUCACCAUCGAACAAAGAUAAAGAGAAAUCAUUUCUGUCAGUAUUAAGUCGUAGUCGGACGUUACCUACAGCGUUGUUUCGACGUUUGUCACCAAGUCCUAGUCGGGCAACAUCUCCAAAUAGAUUGAAUAAUGAUGAAAAUGGUCAAAAUGUUCGACGAAGGGGAAAUAGUAGUAAUGAAGAAGUUGAGCUUUCCGUCAUCUUGCCAUCAUGA